GCCCUUGGCCGCCGCGCCGCCGCGCUCGCACACAGGCACCGGGCGCUCCGUGCCUCUGGCUGCCGCCGGCGCCCGCUGCUCCCAGAGAAACUUUGCGGGGCUCGGGCCGGGGGGCGGCACCGGGGGGGGGGGUGCAGCGCCGAGCGCGGCAUCCCGCGACGGCUGCCCGGCUGCAGGCUGCAGAGCCCCCCGCCAGCUGCCGGGAGGGAAGGAGGGAGAGGGGGGAGGAAAAGAUUUAAGAAAGGAAAUUUUUGUGUUGUUAUUUUUUUUUUUAGGGAGAUUCGAAAGGGAAUUUAGGAGAACGGGGUAGCAUUUAUAGGGAAAAAAAAAAAAAAAGUUUGUUAGAAUUUCGAGAGGGGAAAAAAAAAAAAAAGUUUAGAAAGAAAAAUUUAGAGGGAGCGAAGUCUUUUUUUCCGAAAGCAAAAUAAUUGAAGGAGAGGAGGAGGAAAAAAAAAACCAACAAAACAAAACGCAAGCAACCUACGCGCGGACGGACGCGAGGAGGAAUCGCGGUGAGAACAAAACUGCGGGGAAGUUUUGCGCGGCGGGAGCGACAUGCCGCAACUGGGCAGCGGCGGAGGGGACGACCUGGGGGCCACCGACGAGAUGCUGGCCUUCAAGGACGAGGGCGAGCAGGAGGAGAAGAUCCCCGAGAACGCCUUCACCGAGCGCGAUCUGGCCGAUCUCAAGUCCUCGCUGGUGAACGAGUCCGAGGGCAGCGGCAGCCCCGCCGCCGCCGCGGACCCCGAGGCCAUCCGCCGCGUGCAGGAUCCGCAGAGGGUUUAUCAGGAGAAGCUCCCGGACCACAUGGAAGAUGCAGGUAUGAAGCACCAGGACCCAGGGAUGUAUAAAGGAUCUGCGUACUCUGGCUACCCCUUCCUCAUGCUCUCAGACCCCUAUCUGCCAAACGGAUCUAUGUCACCUCUGUCCAACAAAGUUCCUGUCGUGCAGCCGUCCCAUGGAGUGCACCCGCUCACACCGCUCAUCCCCUACAGCAACGACCACUUCAGCCACGGUUCCCACUCACCCCAUCUGCCCGCUGACAUCAGCCAGAAGCAAGUGCAUCGACCUUCCCAGACCUCCGACAUCCCCGGCUUCUACCCGCUCCCCCCGGCUGGGGUCGGCCAGAUCACGCCCUCCAUGGGAUGGCAGAGCCAGUCUGUCUAUCCGCUCCCGUCAUGUGGAUUUAGACAGCCGUAUUCGUCAGCGCUUUCUGCUGGGGCUUCUUUCUCCAGGUUCACUCACCCGCUGAUGCUGGGCUCCAGCAUGCACACCACUGGCAUCCCACACCCCGCCAUCGUGCCCCACUCUGGCAAGCAGGAGAUGGAGCACUACGACCGCAACAUGAAACCUCAGCCAGAACCAAAGAGAGAGAAGGAAGCCAAGAAGCCCACUAUCAAGAAGCCCCUGAAUGCUUUCAUGUUGUAUAUGAAAGAGAUGCGGGCGAAGGUCAUUGCUGAAUGCACGCUGAAGGAGAGCGCGGCCAUCAACCAGAUCCUGGGAAGGAGGUGGCACGCGCUGUCCCGGGAGGAGCAGGCCAAGUACUACGAGCUGGCACGCAAGGAACGGCAGCUCCACAUGCAGCUCUACCCCGGCUGGUCCGCGCGGGACAACUACGGGAAAAAGAAGAGGCGGACACGGGAGAAGCAGCAGGACUCCAACUCAGAUCCUGCCUCUCCUAAGAAAUGCAGAGCUCGCUUUGGCCUCAACCAACAAACGGACUGGUGCGGCCCGUGCAGGAGGAAAAAGAAGUGCAUUCGGUACUUACAAGGAGAAGGACGCUGUGCCAGCCCAGUUUCUUCCGAUGGAAGUGCUAUAGACUCCCCUCCCUCCCCCCUGGAUGCACUCCAAUGCAUAUCCUCUGCUUUCCCUUCAGACAAGCUUGCAGCCCCCGCAGACUCCACACACAGAGAACACACCGACCCCCUCCCGGUCUCUGCUCCCAUCACAGCUGCUGCCUGCUCCUCCAGACCCAACCCCGGGUGCUCUCCUGCACCCGCAGAGCCCUCAGCCUGCAGCGUGGCUUCCACGGGGACGUAGUCCUGCACCACCCGCGUUAGCUGAGACACACUGGGCACUUUGCUCUCCCGCUGAAAAGGACCAGAGGCCCGGCCCAAUUCCCUGUUUCACUGCAGUUAGGCAACAGAACGAUUGGAGGAUGCUGGAAAACAUUUGAUUAUUUGGGGGGAGGGUGGUGGUUAAAGAUAGCAAAGUGAUUUCUUAAAAGGUUAAAAAAAAAAACAAACCAACAAAACUUGCCAAAAUUUGAAGUGCUGAUGAGUAAAUAAGGCUUUUGUCCCUGCCCUGUGCUGCUUUUUUGUUUGUUGGGGGCUUUUCUUUUUUUACUGUGUUAUCUGUGAGUGUGGCAGAAAGCAAAGAGAGACUCCCCAGCUUGCUGCAGUAGGUGGUAGGUGCUCUAAAUCUAACACUGGCUUCCAUGUCCUGCCUUCAGAGCUGCUUUAGACUGUAGUCCUGUAGCUGUUUUACCACAGAGCUGGAAAAGCUGGAAUAGGAGCCUUUUGUAAAAGCCCUUGUGUCUGAAAAUGAAAUGUAGCGAUGCUAGCUUUCCGAUCUGACUGAAUGAUAGAGAAAUAUUUAAACUAAUGAGAUGUAUUUUUUAAACUUCUUGUUUGAGAACAGGAAGGUACUGUUUACAGGUAAUAGUCUGUGUGCAGACACGCUGAAUCCCAUCAGUGUAUGGCAGGGCAGAGGAUUGCUCCCCACGUCAGCCCGGCCCAGGGUCUCCCUGCUGUUUUGCUUGAUUGUUGCAGAUUCAAACAGCAGGAAUUGCCACGCAAUGGGCUGGGGAAAGCCUCAAAAAGCCUCCCCUUAACUCAGCACACACGAGGAGCACGUAGGGCAAGCAGCCACACAGCCUGACUGAGGCACUCAGGAGCGCAGCGCUCCAUCUCACAAGCCAGGCUGAGGCCAGGCUGCAGGAAGGAGCUGAGCCCAACGCUUUCCCUGCUGUGCAGCCCGGAGCAGCAGCACCCUGCCCUGCCCUCUGCUCACAGGCUCUACUUACCCUCUGCAAGAUCAAAAACGUUUCUUGCUGAUUUGGUGUCUAACUUUUUAAAGAACUUACCUGAGCUUUUUCUAACAGAUCUCCCUCACCCCUCGCAACGAGGCCAAACGUGAAGGCAUUCUCUCCAGCCUGAGAAUAUUUUCCAGGUUCUGGUUUCUUACCUUUUGAUCCGUGGACAGAUUCUGAUCUCCAUAAACUGAUGUAAAUCCCAACUUAACCAAAUGUAUUGAUUUUCUCUAUGUUUACACACUUGGCACACAGACCAGAGUCCGGUCCGGUGCGUAUUUUUUCCUGCUUGAAAGAAAUGUAUUUUAGACUGCUGAAGAGAAAAAGAACACCAAGCUGAGGGGGAGAGGGGUCUAUUUUUUUCUACUUUACAGAAUAGGUUUUAGAGUACUGACUACAAAUUAUGUAGUAAUAUUAUUGUAGAACUGCAAGAAAUUUAAGAUGACCUUUAUAAUGUAAAAAAAUAUUUUUAUAUUUUUUUUCUUAAAACAAAAACCCGGAUUUUUUUACAUUGGACUCAACUUCUUAAAACAAGUUUAUGCAUCAAAGAUUGAAAAUUAAAAAAAAAAGACCACUGAUUAGUCUAUAGAGCAUCUCUGGGUUUAUUCCCCUAAUUUAGGUACUUCUGCUUAUAGUAGUGUAGAUCUUUAACUCGUUUUAGUUUAGAAGACCCAAACUUAUAGCUUUAUUCCUCUUCUAUGGAAAUGUAACUUGAGAAGCACUGAAUGAAAGCAACGUGCACAGACUUACAGAGCUGUUCUAACCCUUAGAGGAGUAGCAUUACCUGGAGUGCCCGCCAGCAGCACACACUGCACUCAGAGGGUUAACAGUGCAGCCCUUGCUCACACACCAUCCACUCAUCUUUAAGUUAUUUCAGCAAGCACAGCAACCCAGCGAGCCAUUCCCAGACCUGACACAGACUCUUCUGACAAUACAUUAUAGAUAUAAACCUUAAAAAAAGCUUUGUUUCAACUCACCGUUCUUCACUUUGAGACCCUCUGAUGUAAGGUGCUGUCCAAGUGACAACUACUGUAAAAGGCACAGCUGACAAAUCGGCCAUCAGUGGGCACAACUGGGUGUAAAGCUGGCAUAACGUUGUACCUGCUUGGUAUUUCAUGGUUGGAUGAAAUGUAACUUAGCAGCAAAGAUGGCUAUAAAGAAAAGCCAGAUGUCUCUAAGUAACACCAGAGGAAAUUUAAGGGAAAGUCCUGACCAGUAUUAACCUGCAUGUUGUGACCAAGGACCGAGUAGCACUAAGCAGCCCUCAUUCAUUUCAGAACUCAUUAGGAUUUCCCUUCAUCUAUUUCAAGGCUACUCACAGCCCCUCCAUGGUGCCCGUGCUGCCCGCCUUGGUCAGGGCAUGCUGACCAGGAAAUGACCCAUCUGUGUUACAACCUCCUCUCAUCACUGCUAUUCCAUCCAAUUCCUGCACAAUCUCCUUGGUGAAACCUGCCUUCCCUCCUGCAGGAGCCAUCCCACGUGCGUUCAUGCACAGAGGGGGGCAUUCCCACAGCACACACAGGUACACACUUUCUGACCGAUGCUCCUGAACAGGUCUCACACCAGCACAGCAUCAUUUCGGCCUUUGCUGUUACCUGAAUGCUUCUAUGGCACAACUGAGAAAACAUAUUUCUUUCCCCAAAACAUGUAAGAGAGCUCAGAGCUGCCCAUUUCUGAGACAAAACAGCGAGCUGACCAACUUCUGAAUACAUGCCCUAUGGUUAACAAUGCCAAAACAGAGUUACUUUUAUUAAUGCCAAAAGAAAUCUUUAGAAAUGCUAUAUGAAGUGUUAUUAUUUUGUGUUCAUGUGCUUUUUUAAUAGAAGGAAAGCAUCGCCCUGAAGUUUUUAAUCGCAAAAAGAAUUUCUUUUUUCAGUUUUUACAGCAAUUUCAACCUCUCUUGAAAUACAUAUUUGAAUUCCUGAAACCAGUUUGAAUGUAGAAGUCAUGGAAAUACCACUUCAUUAAACCAAGUACAACCACUGUAUGUAUGUAGCAGGGAUAAAUGUUUUGCAGCUGUACUUUCAUUUGUCCAAUGAUUAUCCAUCAUUUGUUGUAAUUUUUUUUACUUCACCAAGUUUGUAUUUUUUGGCUUUUAUGUUCAAAAUAUGUUUAUAGCUUUAUAAAUAAAGUAAUUGCCAGACUGGCUAUUCAGAAUAGGCCACUGGAAAUUAUAAUCCUAUCAAAGUGUCAAUUAAUUAUUCCUUAGAACUGAAGAAGUUUUUUUGUACUUUUACGUUGAAGCAUUUUAACAUAAUUUCCAGUAGCCUUCAAUAAAUAAGGCUGAAACUGUGAGCCACAGAGAAUACUUCCUUCCACAUAAACCAACCACUACUGCUGACCUCCUCCUCCCCCACCGUGCCCCCAUUUCAUCACUCCAGCCAAGAGCAGCACUCCUGAUUAGGCCACGACUUGGGAAAGAAGUGUUUAUGCAGCACCAUGCCAGUUAAUGAUUAACAUCAAGUCCAGCAGUGGAAACAGUGGACAGUGUCUGUGUUUCAGGUGUUAGUGUUACAUGGCUGCCUGCUGAUACAGGACACACAGCAGGUUCAGCUGAAGAGGAAAACCCACACAGCAGCUGCUCUGUACCCACAGCACCCCUGCAGAAGGUCCCUCUCUACAGCUUGUACCAGCAGAGAUUCAAACAGGUGUUCUCUUGCAUUGCCAUACACAUCAGGUACUGGGACAAAGCCUGAGCCAGCACUCUAGGGGAAUUCAACCAGAGAAGGCAAGUUGUAUGGAUUCCUAAUGAACAAGGCUUCUAACAUCAAAAUCUGUCACAACGCCAUAAUGCUCUGAGCACAAAGCCAGCCCUUUUGCAUACUGUGCCAUACUGCCACAGUAGCAUCAGCUUUGGGCAAACUAUUCAUACCAGCAGCCAACUGGCACAACUCUGGAGCAGAAGCCAAAGCCCAUUUAGUUCACCAUUGAAGCAUUUGACCACAAAGGGUUAUUUCUUAGGCAAGCUGUUUUAAGAAUUAGCAAUUCUUGCCACAGGUGCUUUAUGCAAACAGUAGAAGCAAGGCUACAAGGAAGACAAGCUAAACUGCCUCUGUCUCUUCCUCAUCUUACAGCACAGGGAGGCACCACAUGAGGCAGCAGCUACUGCUGACCAACACCUCAAGGAAGCAUUUGUAGGCUUCUACUACUGAGCAGAACUACAGUUUCUGUAUCAGAAUGGUAACUUCAAGGAUGAAACCAGUGUAUGCUGAAUGCUUACUUCAUGCACAGAGCUGGAUUUAUUUCUUGUAAGAAUGCAGGGUAAGCUGAACACUGAACUACAAGACCUGUUAUCAGCAGCUUUUCACUACUGGUACUUUAACAGAGUUGUACUGUUUACAAUACAGGAUGCUUGGCAGGCUUUAAACGUCCCAAUCUGUAACACUGGAGCAUUUUAUGCCCACUGACAAUGCUAUCAGCAGCACAAAGGCAGGCCCAGCAGCCUUAUGAAUAAGCAUAUGUGACCAGCAGCUGCCUCCAAAGCACGGAUUGAGUGCUGCUUUAGAACAAGUUAUGAAUGCUUUCAUUAAUGGUUACAUCAAAGCAAGAUUAUCUCAAAGCUGGUAAGCCAUCAAAAAAAUCCAUCUGGAUUUAGCUUCAGACUUCACUUGAGGCUGCUGACUGUGACUGACCAGCAGCUUGCAUUCUAAUCAUUUAAAAUAGAUAAAGAAUUUCAGUUAACCACUCCCUCAGUACUAUUACUAUUGCUCACACACUCAGUAAGAAGUGACAGGCUGCCUAGUUACAGAUGAUUAGAACCAUUUGUAUAUAGAAGUUUAAAAGCCCUUUAUUAAUUCAGAAGUGAAACACUGAUAUUUAAAGUGAGAUAAGUAUGUUUAUUAAGGUUCAUUCUACUCUAAGAUUUAUACAGAGAAUGGAAUGCAAUACAAGCUAAGAGCACACCUCAGAUCUACCACAAAACCACCCCCUACUCCCUAUAAGGGAACUGUAAAAAAAAAAAAAUUAAAAUAAAAAUCAGGAAACCAGUUACUGUUUAACUAGUUGCAAGUGGCUUUGUCCAAAGAAGUCAAGCUCAAUAUUGCAUUAGCUUUGUAUGCAAUAAGAAGUCUCUACAAGCAGAAGUAUCACAUACAUAGGCAAAAAGAUCUCCCAUGGAUACAUGAAAACCAUGUUUUAAAGAGCUACAUCACAAGGGUAGUUUAAAAUUGCCUAAAAAACAGCCACUAAUGGCAUGCACAGGUCAAUAAUAUUAACUUUGGUAAUGUCAGUCAUUUUUGGUCAAACCUGGGUUCCACUUUUAGCAAAAAAAAAGUAUAAAAACACACCUGUCCUGUGCAUAAAGCAACACACGUUCCAUCUGCUAGCAGCUAGAGGCACAGCUUCAGGACAUGGUAGAAGUCUGCCAAGUUUGCUGUCAGAAGCUUGCUUUGCUCUGGCUCACAUCUUUCACUAUUCAGGCAAGACCAACAGGACAAGGAAGUGGACAGAUCUUUUUUCCUUUUUUUUUUUUUUUUUAAA
Molecule: messenger RNA, 7510 nt
Organism: Phasianus colchicus (ring-necked pheasant)
Lineage: Eukaryota; Metazoa; Chordata; Aves; Galliformes; Phasianidae
Gene: TCF7
Product: transcription factor 7
Biological process (GO): canonical Wnt signaling pathway; regulation of transcription by RNA polymerase II
Cellular component (GO): chromatin; beta-catenin-TCF complex
Molecular function (GO): RNA polymerase II cis-regulatory region sequence-specific DNA binding; DNA-binding transcription factor activity, RNA polymerase II-specific
Source: RefSeq, a predicted model, not a curated record